CAAAUUUGGCUAUAUUUACAUUAUCAUUUUACUAUUGAUUACUGAUCGUAUCAAAUAAACAAUCUAAUACAUUAUGACUUAGCAUCUCGUCAUGGACAUGCUUUUUAGAUUAUCAGCAAAUUCAAUUAUCGCAAAUAUAUAUACAAUCACUCAUAACACUCAUCCACUUUUAUUUAUAAUUUCACUCGGAGUGUAUUUUUCGAAUCAUUCAAUCAUUUGGUGAAAUUUAUAUAGUAAUAUAACUCGAAAUAAUUUGUUUUUAGUUAUGUGUAUAAAUGAAUAAUAUUAAAAUAGUAUGGAUAUAACUAAAGAAAAAUCAAAUCCAAAUCCCAGAGAUGAGGCUAAUAUAUUUUCAGUUCUUUUUUUCACAUAUACCUUGGGGAUGUUCAAAACUGGUUACAGAAAGACAUUAGAAGUAGACGAUUUAUACAAUCCAAUAAAGGCAGACAGAAGUCAAACAUUAGGAGACAGAUUAGAGAGAAAAUGGCUGAAUCACUAUCGAAGGGCUCAAAAAAAUGGCAAAAGACCAAGUCUCCUAAAAGUUCUAGUCAGGACGUUUUGGCCCGAAUAUUCACUCUUGGGUGUAAACCUAUUUUUCCUCGACUUGGUGAUUAAAUUGAUCCAACCAUACGUUUUGGGACAACUUCUUGACCACUUCAGGGCUGAAAGUAACAAGAUCCACACCAUGUACUACGCCAUAGCAUUAAUUACCAUCAACUGUUUCAACGUUAUCCUCGUCAACCAAUACAUGAUGAACGCCUUCCAUUACGGAAUGAAAGUCAGGGCAGCUUGCUGUGCUUUGAUUUACCGGAAAGCUUUGCGUUUGAGCAAAACUGCUCUAGGAGAUACGGCUUCCGGUAAAAUCGUUAAUCUUUUGUCGAAUGAUGUUAGCAGAUUUGAUAUUGUGUCCAUUUUUAUCCAUCACAUGUGGAUUGCUCCCACUGCUGGUAUUAUUAUUAUGACUUUGUUGUAUUUGAAGGCUGGCUUUGCCGCCCUUAUUGGAAUCAUCCCUGUGUUUUGUGUGGUGCCCCUACAAAGUUACACUGGCAAAAUGUCAGCCAAGUACAGGAAGCAAACAGCCAUGAAAACAGACGAGCGUGUCAGACUGAUGGAUGAAAUCAUCACAGGGAUACAAGUCAUUAAAAUGUACGCUUGGGAGAAGCCUUUCGCCCGACUCAUCAGGCUGGUAAGGAAGGCUGAGCUAAAGAUUGUCACCAAGUCGUCUUACGUCAGGGCAAUCUUCAUGACUUUCAACUUGUUCACGACGAGGGCUGCGUUGUUCGCCACCUUAAUCACCAUGUCUUUAACGGACCAACCCAUCACUGCUGCAAACGUGUUUGUGUUCAUGUCUUACUAUAACACUUUGUCUUCCACCAUGUCCACCAUGUUUGUUAGAGGCAUAUCGGAAAUGGCUGAGCUGUUUGUGGCCAUAAAAAGACUGGAAGGCUUCCUCUUGAACCAAGAGUAUGUGGAGGUCGAAGCCCUACCCUCAGGUGAUGAGAAAAAGGCUAUUUCUCUAGUAGACGCAACAGUAAGAUGGAAUGCAGAAGCCAAAGACGUGGCCCUUGACCAUAUUAAUCUGAAGAUACAUACUGGACAGCUGUAUGGAGUUAUUGGACCAGUUGGAAGUGGAAAAAGUUCCCUGUUGCAGACAAUUUUAAGGGAACUCGAGGUGACUGAAGGAAAGAUGACAAUAAACGGUUCAAUAUCUUAUGCCUCUCAAGAACCGUGGGUAUUCGCAGCCACAGUAAGGCAGAACAUUCUUUUUGGUGCAAAGUAUGAUAAAGCUAGGUAUAACAAGGUGAUCAAAGUUUGUGCCCUGGAAACAGACUUUAAACAGUUCCCUGAAGGUGACCUUACAAUUGUUGGUGACAGAGGUGCAUCUCUGAGUGGUGGCCAAAAGGCAAGAAUAAAUCUAGCUAGGGCAGUGUACAGGGAUACUGACAUUUACUUGUUGGACGAUCCUUUAUCUGCUGUUGACAUACACGUAGCAAAACAUUUGCUCAACGAGUGCAUUAAUGGAUAUUUGGCUGACAAGACUCGAAUUCUGGUGACUCACCAAGUACACUUACUUAAGGAUGCUGAUCACAUUAUAAUUUUGAAUAAUGGCAAAAUUGACAAGGAAGGUACCUUUAGAGAAUUAUCAUCAAGUGAUAAUGAAUUCGCACAAUUAUUGACCACUGAAGUGGAGCUACCACCUGAAGAAGAGAAGCCAAAAUCACUUGCCAGAAUCAGAACCACGUCCUUUGGGGCCAGCAAACUGUCAAUGGCGAGCGCAUUGAGUAUUCCAGAACUUCUGGAGGAUAUUGAGGACGCACACAUGGAAGAAAUCGAGGAACCCGAACCCGAAGUAAACGUCAAAGCAUUACAGGAAGCCUCCUCUAAAGGAAAAGUACACGGCUCCUUGUUCAUGAAUUAUUUACUGGCUGGAGGAAACGUGUGUCUGGUAAUGCUGGUACUAAGUUUGUACAUUGUAGCUCAGGCAUGUGCCAGUGGAGUCGACUUCUUCGUCAGUUUCUGGGUGAACAUAGAAGAACUGAGAACAAGGAAUGAUACCAUGAACAUAAACGUCCCCAGGUAUAAAUCUCCAGAGGUUUGGACUAAGGAAAACUGUAUUCGUGCCUACACAUUUUUGAUUGUUUCCUUGUUUGUCACCGCCUUGGCGAGAUCCAUGUUGUUCUACAAACUGGCAAUGUGGUGCUCUCAAAAGCUGCACGACACAAUUUUCAACAACGUGGUAAACGCCACCAUGAGAUUCUUCGACACAAACCCAAGUGGAAGGAUAUUGAACAGGUUUUCCAAGGAUAUCGGUAAUAUUGAUGAGAUGUUGCCCAAAGUUAUUUUGGAUGCGGGGCAGAUCUUGUUGUCGAUGGUGGGGUCUUUGGUGUUGAUCACCAUUGUUAAGGCUUACUUCUUGAUACUUGUUGGAGUUGUUGGAGUGUUCUUCUUCAUUUUGCGGCACAUCUUCCUUAAAUCUUCCAAGAAUAUUAAACGUCUCGAAGGGAUUUUGAGGAGUCCUGUUUUCACACAUUUGAACACCACUCUUCAAGGACUUACGACGAUACGAGCGUAUGGGGCUCAAUCGACGCUUAGUUAUGAAUUCGAUAAGCACCAAGACAGUCAUACAAGUGCGUGGUUCAUGUACAUUGCAGCCAGUUCAGCCUUUGGAUUUUUCCUUGACACUUUAUGCUGCGUCUUCAUCGCCACCAUCACCUUUAUACUUCUGUUGCUAGGAGAAAAGUUUGGAAUGAGUGGUGCAGAGGUUGGUCUAGGCAUAACACAAGCCACUGCUCUGACCGGUAUGGUGCAAUGGGGUAUGAGACAAUCAGCUGAAGUCGCCAACCAAUUGAUGUCCGUGGAAAGGGUGUUGGAGUACGAAGAGUUGCCUGUAGAGAAACAACCAUCAAUUCCCAAGAAGCCUUCUAAAAACUGGCCCAGCAAAGGGGCCAUCGAAUUUAAAGACAUGGGACUUAAAUACGACGAGGAAGGUGCUUUGGUGCUUAAACACCUUAACAUCAACAUUGAACCAAAGGAGAAGGUUGGAAUUGUUGGACGUACCGGAGCUGGUAAGUCAUCUCUUAUUUCCGCCCUGUUCCGACUUGCUGUUGUUGAGGGUGAAAUCAAAAUUGAUGAUAUUGACACCAAAGAUAUUUCUUUAACUGACCUCAGGUCUAGAAUAUCCAUUAUUCCUCAAGAUCCUGUACUAUUUUCUGGCACAUUACGGUACAAUUUGGAUCCAUUUGGGGAGUAUCGAGAUGAUGUACUCUACAAAGCAAUCAAUGAUGUUGAGUUGAAGGACCCAGCUAAUAUUAUAAACCGUUUGGAGAACACUGUAAUGGACAGAGGCUCAAACUACAGUGUUGGUCAAAGACAACUAAUCUGUCUUGCCAGAGCUAUUAUAAGAAACAACAAAAUUUUAAUGCUGGACGAAGCCACAGCCAACGUAGAUCCUCAGACUGAUGCAUUGAUCCAACAAAAGAUCAGGGAGAAGUUCUCCGAAUGCACAGUUUUAACAGUAGCCCACAGACUCAAAACAAUUAUGGAUUCGGACAAGGUGCUGGUUAUGGACGCCGGUAGGAUGGUGGAGUUCGAUCAUCCGCACCUCCUUCUCCAGAAACCCAAUGGGGUCUUUGCCAGAAUGGUCAAUGAAAGUGGCAAAGCGACGGCUGAUCAACUCAAAAAGGUGGCUUAUGACAGUUACCAAAAGAAAUAUUCAGUGCCUGAAUGAUUUAUUUUUAAUUGUGUUUGUAAAUAAUUAUUUAAUUAGGUUUUUGAGUUGUGUGGUUUAAAUGUGUGACUGAAGUUUUUUUAAUAA
Messenger RNA from Aethina tumida (small hive beetle), 4315 nucleotides. RefSeq names its product ATP-binding cassette subfamily C member 4-like. Lineage: Eukaryota; Metazoa; Arthropoda; Insecta; Coleoptera; Nitidulidae. Gene Ontology annotation, molecular function: ATP binding; ATP hydrolysis activity; ABC-type transporter activity. The record is from RefSeq and is a predicted model, not a curated record. Gene Ontology annotation, cellular component: membrane. The transcript is spliced from 14 exons. The coding region runs from base 296 to 4228 and encodes 1310 amino acids. Gene Ontology annotation, biological process: transmembrane transport.